AUGGCAACUGAUGCGAAGAACCCCUAUGCUUUCCCCUUGCAACCAGAGCAAUAUGCUCCAGCUCCUGUGCCUUCGUUGGCAGAAUGGAAGCAGCUUUGGCAUGUCUGGGAACUUGUUACCACCAAGAUGAUACGCCCAGAGGCAUUGAUGGAACAGCCUAUUCCUUUGAGAAACCCUCUAUUGUUUUACCUUGGCCACAUACCAACAUUCCAAGAUAUCCAUCUGACACGAGCGACCAAGGGCAAACCGACUGAGCCAGCUUAUUAUCAUCAAAUAUUUGAGCGUGGUAUAGAUCCAGAUGUUGAUGACCCUUCCAAGUGUCACGAUCAUAGUGAACUCCCAGACGUGUUCCCAAAGUUGGAAGAUAUCCUGCACUAUCGCGAGCGCGUGAAAAAGCGAAUUGCAUCGCUCUACGAAAACGGGAAAGCGUACCUAGACCGGUGCAUUGGACGCGCUCUUUGGAUAGGAUUCGAACACGAAGGCCUUCACGCUGAGACAUUCCUCUUUAUGACAAUCCAUAGCCAGAACAUUCUGCCUCCUCCAGAUAUGCCCAGACCUGAUUUCGCAAAGCUCGCAAAGGGGGCUGCUUCGCGACGUAUCCAAAACCCAUGGUUUAAAAUUCCCGCACAAGAAUUCACCAUAGGCUACCACGACCCUGAAAGCGAUGAGGGACCGGAUCGUUUCUUUGCGUGGGACAACGAACGUGAGCCGUACAAGGUCCGAGUUCCCCAACUCGAAUCACAAGGUCGACCGGUGAGCAACGGCGAGUACGCAAAGCAUCUGUUCAACAUUAAACAGUCUCAAAUCCCGGCAACAUGGCACAAAAUGCAUAAUACCGGAGAGGACGAAGACUUCAUCACGUUCAUCGCCCGUCACAGCGUUAAAACCGUUUGGGGCCCCAUCCCUUUGACACAAACACUCGACUGGCCCGUGAUGGCCUCUUUUGAUGAGGUCAAGCGAUAUGCUCACUGGGUUGGAGCUCGCUUACCGACACUUCAUGAAUUGCGCAGUAUCCACGAAUAUGUCGAGCGUGGACGGAAGGCACCAGAGAGUCAAGUCAAUCAUCGAUUUCACACAGACCCUCGCGCCAUCUUUGUUGACUUGACGGAAACAAAUUCUGGAUUUCAGAAUUUUAAUUCUACAGGCAUCACGCAUAAGGAUUAUCUCUGCGGAUUGGGUGAUACCGGAGGAGCAGCUGAGUGGACGGGGUCUUUGUUUGAGCCGCAGCCUGGAUUUAAGCCAAUGGAUAUUUAUCCGGGAUAUAGUGCCGACUUUAUGGAUGAGAAGCAUAUGGCAGUGGUUGGAGGAAGCUGGGCGUUGCACCCACGCAUUGCUGGUCGAAAGAGCUUCUUGAACUGGUGGCAGACAAAGUAUCUAUGGCCAUGGGUGACAUUCCGCCUUGUACGAGACGUUGAGUAA
Molecule: messenger RNA, 1419 nt
Organism: Fusarium pseudograminearum CS3096
Lineage: Eukaryota; Fungi; Ascomycota; Sordariomycetes; Hypocreales; Nectriaceae
Exons: 5
Coding region: 1-1419 (472 amino acids)
Source: RefSeq, a predicted model, not a curated record